GACAGCAAGACGCAUGACGGAUGCGACUCAAACCUGUGCCCAAAUUUCUCCCAACCAAAUGUCGUCAGCUUCAGUCCUUUUGCUUUUAUCCCAAAAUAAAUUUCGCCCCUGUCGAAGAUGAGAUCAAGAAAAAUUUCGGACCCAAAAAGCGGAAGUUACUGCUCGCCAACGAAGAAAGAGAUCUGGCUAGCGAUUACCCCCACUUGAUUAAUCUCUCGGCGGAGAUAGCCCCUAUUGAUUACUUACUUCAGACAAUAAGCUUCCCUAUUCCAGAUACUUUGAGAAAUAUCCUUACUUCAUGUGAAAGUCUUGUACUAUAUUUCAAUAGGACAGAUCUUUUGUUUAUGUGGCAUGAUUCGGAGGCUAUAAGAGAAUUCGUACUUCAGGCUAAUGAAGAUGUUACAACCUUGCUCUUUGCUGCUUCUGCGAGUCUCUUCGAUGUUUAUUAUCACAUGGAAGGCGGCUUUGUUCAGUUGGACGUAUGCAUUAAACCCCGUUGUAUUCCCUCCGGUAACAGCUUGCCGACAAAUCUUCUUCAUUUGACACAGUAUGAAAAGGUACAUGAUUUCAUCACACUUCAACUUCCGGAUCACUCACUGGCAAUGCAAGAUGCCAUAGAUUUUAUCUUUGGACAACACUCGGAAACUCGGUUUGAGUUCGUUUCUCUUGUGAAGUUGCUGUAUGAUUUUUGUCAGUCCCAACAUGAGAAGAACCGGAAUUCAUGGCAGGGGGUUGGCACACUUUCGUUGCAUUGUUUUUUAUCCACUCAAUUACGACCUUACCAAGUGGAUGCGGUUAAGUGGAUGAUACACAAAGAAACCGAACCUGUCAAAAUAGAUGAGGAUAAGCUAUACAGGCUGAUGUUCUUGCCAAUUACCUUGGAGGCUACCCAACGAACGAUUCACUUCUGUAUACCAACUGGAACGUUUAUGGACAGAAAACCGGUUUUUACUAGCCCAUGUGUGGGAGGCAUUUUAGCAGAUGAGAUGGGUUUGGGUAAAACUUUGGAAGUAAUUGCCCUGAUUGCUACCCGUCCAUGGAUCGGAUGGUCGACUGAUGGGGGCUUGAUCAGAACACUCGAUGGACACCCAUUACCUGCUUGUGAUGAGAUGGAUGAUGCCCCUACUCCACCCAUGAUCGACGACGAUCCCGAUGGCUUCGUGUUGUGUUCGUGUGGCAAUGUGGACGCGACGCGUGGAUUUGACUUAGUAAAAUGUACUCGCUGUGAUGGGCCGUACCAGCACGCGGCUUGUGUCCAGUAUGAACCUGAAAAGUUCUCUUCUCGUCUCCCGGUUAAAUAUGGUUAUAUCUGCCCUCCAUGCUGGAGUAAACUCCGAAUCGAUUCAAAGGCAACAUUAAUUGUGGCUCCUGAUCACAUAUGGCAGCAGUGGAAGGAAGAGUUACAGGCGCAUGUCGUUCCCGGAGCAAUGGAAAUUUUGAUUUAUGCGGGGAUGGAGACCGCAGUCACUCCUGUGGAGCUCGGUUGCCGUGGCUCUGUAGUUAACUCAUCAAUUAACCCCUACUCUCCAAAGUCACGGGUAUCUACAACACUGGCCAAUCGGAUGCGAUCGAAGCCAGCCAAGGACGAUGUUGACACAUUGCUACCCGGCUUCAUUCAACCUGGUCAGCUGGCCUGUGCGGAUAUUGUGCUGACUUCCUACUCUGUGGUUCAGCGCGAAUUGAAUUGGGCUGAGGUGGCUGUUGAGCGCCACUCCGGUCUAGGCGACAGACCUCAACUGCGACUGACCCAGAGGUACUUGUGUCGACCGAGCCCUCUAACCUGCGUUCGUUGGUGGAGGGUUUGUCUUGACGAGGCGCAACUGGUUGAACGAAUCACAUCCAAGGCCGCCCGUAUGAUGUCUCACAUCGAAUCGGUUCAUCGUUGGUGUGUUACUGGCACUCCGGCUGAAAGAAGCAUUAAUGACUUGUUUGGGCUGUUUGCAUUUCUACGAUUCGAGCCAUUCUCAGUGCAGUCUUACUGGCACAGUCAGCUCUACCAGCCGUUUCUUGCGGCCACUGCUCCAUCAUGGCUAAUAAGUGUGGAACCACGCGCCUGUCCAGCGCCGCCCCCCAGCCCGACGUAUUCUCGAGUUCAAUCCACCCUGUUAGCUGAUAUGUUGAGUCUGAUACUGUGGAGAAACACGAAGAUUUUGUUAGGUGAUCAACUUUCGUUGCCUCCCAUUACUGAGGAAACUCAUUGGGUCACAUUCACCUCAGUAGAACGCUACAUCCAUGAUCGUGUUCUGUCCGAAUCGGCGACCGCUUUACAAUCACUCCUUAAUUCGACUUCAGUCACACCAGACCAGACGCUCGCGACACUGCCAACCUCCAUUCACUGCCGCCUCGUAUAUCUCGUUACACGAUUACGUCAAGCUUGUACACACGCGAGUCUAGUUGUCGCUACCGGGACCACUGGGAGACGUUCACGGUCCCAUAACCCUGCUCAAUCCACUGGGCACCGGUUAGGUCAUGGGGACUUGCUACUUGAUUCUGAGGACGCUGAUGACGAUGGUGAUACUAGCUACAGUAGAUUCUCCGACCUUCGUCGUGGUUCCCGUCUUGAUGGACCAAGCGCAUCUGCCGCUCGUGCUAUCCGUCACACUGGAACGGGAUGCUCCACUAUGACGGAGGUGAUUCGCCGUGUGGUGGACGAUACGAGACGUGAAUGCGAAGGCCUCCUGCGCUCAUGGGUUUUCGCUAAAAAUGGUGCUGCUGGUUGCUUUAUCAUAAAACACCAAUACGAUCUUGCCGCUGAGUGCUAUCGUGACGUGUUGCGAACAGCGGAUAAUUUGGAGAAACGACACGGUGUGUUGGCCGAUUGGAGUCAACGUCUGCACGCACUGGCCAAUCUCCAUUGGCUCAUCCAAUCCUGUGGGGUCCCAUUGCUUAACGAUCCGCUUCCAAACGAUCCUCAUGUUUCCACACAAGGCGGUCAGCUAACCAUCACCGAUCCAGAUUCGAGCGAUUCUGUUACUUUAGAUCCGCGUGUUGAUCGUGACUUGGUCCCGAAAGCCGAACGACUCCGUUCACUUUACAUUCAACUGCAUUCACGUCUUCUAUCACGCGUCCACGAGAACCUGGAGCCUGUUGUCUCAGAGCUGGAUUCGGAAUUCACCAAUACGGAGGAUGAACUAGCAGACAUACACACAACUUUCGUUCCGUACGGAGCAAGCUGGCUUACCUGGUUGUCCGAUGCGGUGCAGUACCUAAUUGACUGUGGUCUUGGAUCGAAUUUGAUUGAAAUGACAGUGUCCAGCUUUCGAGGGAAACCUGGGGUUAACCGAAGUUCAUUCAGAACAAUCCUCCUUGAAGUACGUUCUGUGGAGGCCUUUAAAGCGACGCUACUCACCGAAACUCUUGAAAUACUGAAAGCACGCCACCGUCUGCGCACUGCGAUGAAACCAUUGGUGGAUACAUGGCAUUCAUUCAAAGCUGGCAAAGCCGUGAAUCAGUCAGUUCUGCAAUCCUUUUACGCGUGCUGUGCUCGAAGUCAAGAGGACUCAAAGGAGGACUUUCGGACCCAGUCCGAGUUUCAGGCCAGCGGCAAACAGAAGGUGGCGAACAAAGGCAGAGAGUUGAAAAAUUUGGAUGCAUUGUCAGAUAGUAAACAGAAGCCUAGAAAGAAGUCGCAUUGUGCAUACUGCAUCGCUAUGCGCGCUUUGAUUGACUACCAGUGCGCCCUAAAUCACGAACGCCCUAAAGCUGGGUACUCGACAGCGAAAGAGCAAAUAGAGAAACUUGAUGCGGCUGAUCAAAUCGACGGGUCUGGAUCCGGAAUGAUGAGAAGCAACCCGCUCAUUGUCUCCAUUUCUAUUGUUUGUCAGCAGAUAAUUAAAAGGAGACCACACGACACUUUGCAAGGCGAUUGGCAUCGUCAAGCCCGACGUCUGGAACAGCUGUUUCGUCAAAUGAGCAAGGAAUUUUUGCUGACCAGUAGUACUUUGACUCUGACCAAGGAGUGGUGGAACUUCCAUUACGAUAUGGAGCAAUUUGUGAUUCGUCUUCAAGCGAAUUGUCCCUCCGAGCUGGCAUUCAUUGAAUCUCAUGAGGUUGAAUCUCAGCUGCACACUUACGUCGUCGAUUCCCAACUUGUUUGGCCGCGUUUGCAGUCUCGUUUGGGUCACUUUGGCUUUUUGCGCAACGCGUACCUCGCAGCGGUGACCGGGGCAGACCAAAGCACCAAAAAUCCGGAUGCGAAAUUGACCACAACCUUCCGAUUGGAAUGCCCUACUUGUUUACAGACACAUAAUCCGAAAAACCCCACUUUUGCCCUGUUGCCUGGUUGCUGGCACACGUUAUGCUUGCCAUGUCAUGACCGAAUCGCCUCGUCCGGUCAUCUAUCUCAGCGACGUUGUCCUCUGUGCCGUACUCCAUUUCAUUCGAAUGAAACUAGUGGAUUCAACGCUCGACGUCGCCGUCCUCUCACACUUAUUCACUACGAUGGAUCUCAAAAUAAGGUUGUUCCUGAGAGUUCAAAACCAUUUAAUGAAUUGGAGCCUCCAGUUGUGGGUGAUCACAGUUCGAAAAUCCAGGCAGUAAUCCGGUGUCUGAGGAAAAUCAAAGAGUUCGACCCUGAUGCGAAGGCUAUCGUUUUCAGUUCUUGGUUGUCCGUCUUGAUUACCACUGCCAAUGCGCUGGAGCAGAAUGGCCUCGCUUACGUCACCUUAUUUCAGCCCCGUCACGCAUGUUGCCCCGGUCGUCUUGCCGGUUUCCACUGUCCCGGUUCGGCCACAUGGAUUUUGCUCAUGCCCAUUCAGCUCGGCGCAAAUGGGCUCAAUUUGACCAGUGCGAACCAUUUGCUCCUCAUAGAUCCAGUACUCUCACACGGCAGAGAAGCUCAGGCGAUUGCGCGCAUGCACCGUAUCGGACAAACACGUGCUGGCGUAGUGCAUCGGUUCCUGGUCCGUGACAGUAUCGAAGCCACUCUCCACAGUUCGCACAUGCGCGCUCAAGCCGAGGCAAUGCGAGCCGACCCCUCAUUAACCUCAAUGGCGACUACCGGCUGCAUGAUUGGCGCUGGCCCUCGACGCUCCACUCACGGGUCGUCCGGGUUACCAGGUCCUGGGGAGGACAGGGCAUUCUUGAUGCAAAUGACCAUAGGACAGCUUUCGGGGUUGCUCCAGUCUAGAGUCACUUGUGACCUGUCGGCCGAGGAUUGGGAUUGGGCCACCCCGUCUUUUUCAUUUAACUCUGAUUCGAAACCUUCACAAAGCAUGUAGAUCUAUGGGAUUUUCAUCAUUUCUUGUACCUAUUUGACUGCAUUUCCAAGUUGGUUUUUAUAUAUUUAUCCACUUUUAUUUAUUGAUCAGUACUUUUGCUCUUUUCUUAAAUAAACCUGUAUCAUUGUCGCAA
This is a messenger RNA of Dicrocoelium dendriticum, 5352 nucleotides long. NCBI's taxonomy places the organism in Eukaryota, Metazoa, Platyhelminthes, Trematoda, Plagiorchiida, Dicrocoeliidae. The record is from the annotation of a GenBank genome assembly.